AUGAGCAGCAAAGGAUCAGCCACUCCCAAUGAGCCUCGCGGGCUCCUUCGCAAAGGGACAUCAAAACGUGAUACUCCAGGGAGGGCCCCAGCCAAAUUCCAACAGCAAUUCGAGUUCGUCGAGGGAUUGAACAGUAAAGAACAACGGAAAAAGACGAGAUCAUGGGUGACUACGCAACACUACCGGCGAAAGCGAUAUGAACAGGGUGAUGCUCGGCCGGAGUCCGAACACGAGUCCAGGGGCAAGGUCCCAAAGGCUUCGAUUCCGUCUCCCAGCGAUUUCCAGUCCAAUAACGAAGGGGAAAAGCACGCGGCAGAUGGAGUUCCCUUCUCACCCAACCGCGUCGUACAAUGGAGUGCAGGGCCGGGGCAGUCCUGCUUUCUACAACGGCUAGGAGGCGGGCGAGCAGAUCCCUUCAAUUCCUAUCCUAUCCUAGCAACUCGUGAUGUGCAUGAACUUGUGGAUCACUACUACUUUGUGAUCCCCUCCCUCGUCCACAGACAUUGGACCAGGGCGGUUCGCCGGCCUCGAGCUUGUUGGGAUUUGUUCAACCUGUACCGCAACCACGAGAUCCCCUUUUUAGGCAUGCUCCACCACGCAGCCCAUCACUUGGCGGGAAUGAGAGGAAUUUGGAUGUCUUUGCAGACAUUCGAGUUCAAACAGCGCACGCUUGCGGCGGUGAAUCAGAGCCUUCAGAGGCGACAGGGUCCUUGUGAUGACUGGACGAUUAUUGGCGUCGGCCUCCUUGCAAACGCAGAGAGGGUCUGGGGUGACCGGGAAACCGCACGGAUGCAUUGGGGAGCUCUCAAACAACUCCUCCUCGAACGUGGGGGGUUUCGAGCGCUUCAGAGCAAUCCGACAAUGCAUACAAAGCUGGUCUGGAGCUUCAUAGCAUUGUCGUGGCCGACGGCAAAUGGCAACCCAGCGUACGUUGAUGGCUUCGUCGAGUCUGCCGCGGCAUUGCCCCAUUCUCCAAGCGUACACCCCGACUCUGCGUUCAGAAGCAGUUGCCAUGAGUUCACCCAGUUCUUUGACGCACGACGAAGCCAGGUUCUAAAAAAUCUCCCUUCGACACCGGCACAGCAGCGGAUACUGAGAACACACCGGUACCGGGCAACGAUGUUCCAAGAGGGGACAGAAUUGGCGAAUGCUUUGAAGUCGGUUGAAACAGGGUAUGAAAACCCAGACAAACGACGAGCGGUGGAUAACUGCCGUAUCGCCUGUCUGAUACAUCUCAACCUGGUGAUGGCUGAGCACGGGGACUUCGCCCAAGCCACCGAGGAGUAUCUCCAGGCCCUGCAACGAAUCUUGGAAGAAGCCGACGACGACAGCAGUCUAAGUGCGGAGCAUCUAUUAUGGACGUUGCUGAGCCUGUUCCGGUCUCCGGGACAUUACGAGCGGGUAUGGAAAAUGUCUAGGCUGGUAGGCGUGGUGAAGAGGACGAGGGCACACACUUGGACAGCGAUUGAGAACGCGCUCCGUGCAUUCCUGCGUCUGCCGGAGUCGAUCCACGAUCUUGAAUCUGCUCUGUCUGUGUGGAACCGCGAAGAGUGUUUGGAGGAGGUCGUUGACAUGGGGAAUGCCUCUUCUCGUAUCCUGGAUCCUCGGGCAGUUGCGGUGCCCGUCCAGCACGACAUUCCGUGCUCUGGUGAUUGUCGCAUAUGUCCUCUCAAACCAACGACGUUCUGA
Messenger RNA from Cladophialophora immunda, 1689 nucleotides. RefSeq lists its product as uncharacterized. The record is from RefSeq and is a predicted model, not a curated record. The coding region runs from base 1 to 1689 and encodes 562 amino acids. The transcript has 4 exons. Lineage: Eukaryota; Fungi; Ascomycota; Eurotiomycetes; Chaetothyriales; Herpotrichiellaceae.